Brassica napus (rape) is the source of this 318-nucleotide messenger RNA. RefSeq lists its product as uncharacterized. The transcript has a single exon. Lineage: Eukaryota; Viridiplantae; Streptophyta; Magnoliopsida; Brassicales; Brassicaceae. Bases 1 to 318 code for a protein of 105 amino acids. The record is from RefSeq and is a predicted model, not a curated record.
AUGGCCUCUAAAACUAUUGCCAUUAUACUUCUCUUCAACAUUGUUUUCUUCACAACGGCUAACGCUGCUUGUCCCAGUAACGAUGUUCUGCUUAAGGCAUGUGGUGUCGUGCUGAAACCGCGUGACAAUAUUAAUCUAAGCGAGUCAGAAUUUAGAGAGAGUUGCGGCGUUGUUAACGAUAUUGAAAGCGCAGAUGUAGAAGCGUGUCUAUGUGCCGCGAAUCAGAAUAAUCCCCUCAACGUUACAGACAUUUCCGCGGCAGUCACCAUGACACUUACCUUGUGUGGCCUUACCGUGAAUGUUCAAUGCCCUAAAUAA